This is a messenger RNA of Homo sapiens (human), 1063 nucleotides long. It is a transcript of the gene AQP12A, whose product is annotated as aquaporin 12A. Gene Ontology annotation, biological process: transmembrane transport; water transport. The record is from RefSeq and is marked validated. NCBI's taxonomy places the organism in Eukaryota, Metazoa, Chordata, Mammalia, Primates, Hominidae. Bases 49 to 936 code for a protein of 295 amino acids. Gene Ontology annotation, cellular component: membrane. Gene Ontology annotation, molecular function: water channel activity; channel activity. The transcript has 4 exons.
GUCCCCUCAGGUGUCCUGCAGGCACAGCUCCUCGGGGGGCCCAGGCCGAUGGCAGGUCUUAACGUGUCCCUCUCCUUCUUCUUUGCCACCUUCGCCCUCUGUGAGGCGGCCAGGCGGGCCUCCAAGGCCCUGCUCCCAGUGGGCGCCUAUGAAGUCUUCGCCCGGGAGGCGAUGAGGACGCUGGUCGAGCUCGGGCCCUGGGCUGGGGACUUUGGGCCUGACCUGCUGCUCACCCUGCUCUUCCUGCUCUUCCUGGCGCACGGGGUCACCUUGGACGGGGCCUCGGCCAACCCCACUGUGUCCCUGCAGGAGUUCCUCAUGGCCGAGCAGUCUCUGCCUGGCACGCUGUUGAAGCUGGCGGCACAGGGGCUGGGCAUGCAGGCCGCCUGCACCCUGAUGCGCCUCUGCUGGGCCUGGGAGCUCAGUGACCUGCACCUGCUGCAGAGCCUCAUGGCCCAGAGCUGCAGCUCGGCCCUGCGCACAUCCGUGCCCCACGGGGCGCUUGUGGAGGCCGCCUGCGCCUUUUGUUUCCAUCUGACCCUCCUGCACCUGCGGCACAGUCCUCCCGCCUACAGCGGGCCCGCUGUGGCUCUGUUGGUCACCGUCACGGCCUACACGGCCGGGCCCUUCACGUCUGCCUUCUUCAACCCUGCCCUGGCCGCCUCUGUGACCUUUGCCUGCUCGGGACACACCUUACUGGAGUACGUGCAGGUGUACUGGCUGGGCCCUCUGACAGGGAUGGUCCUGGCUGUGCUGCUGCACCAGGGCCGCCUUCCCCACCUUUUCCAGAGGAACCUGUUCUACGGCCAGAAGAACAAGUACCGAGCACCCCGAGGGAAGCCGGCCCCGGCCUCAGGGGACACCCAGACCCCUGCAAAGGGGUCCAGUGUCCGGGAGCCUGGGCGCAGUGGUGUUGAGGGGCCACAUUCCAGCUGAGUGGCCUUGCUCUGUGUGAGCCCCGUGCGAGGGCCCUGCUUGUAGCUGGACCCUGGAACCUUCUGUAGCUAAGAGGGAAUCCUGGCCCCCUCCCCAGAAGCCAUUUGUCAAUAAACCAUUUCUAAGA